ACCCAGGAGUCCAGGCCUGGGGCUCAUUGGCGUCCUCAUUAAUAAUUAGCCAAAGGUUAAUAACCAAUGAGCUGAACCAUUAAUUAUGUGACCUCUGACCCUGACUUUGCCCUGCCUCCUCCCCCACUCACAGAGGCUGGGAAGGGGGCAGAAAAGGGACCCAGCAUUCAGGGAUCGUGGUCAGAGAACCAAGGAAUGGCUGGGCUGGGUCAGAGCCACGGCCCAGCCAGCCCAGCUCCUGGCUGCCGACAGACCAGAACAAUUAUCCCAUGAUCCACCCCGAGCUCUGGGGCCACCCGGCGCCGGGGGCCGCGUCCCGGACCAGCUUGGCCAAUAGCCGUCGCUGGACCCGGCCUCCAGGAACGUGGCUCGUUGUGUGUCAAACCCCCUUCGACUGCUGGCCUCAGCCCACCCCCGGCAGUGAGUUCCACGGGUUAACGGAAAUCCUGCCUGCUGGAAACCUGCUGCAUGUUCCUGAGCCCCCGGCCCGGGUGCCCCAGUCCCUGUCUCCGCCCACACACACUGGAUCCCCACGCCAGGAACCCAGGCGUCCGGGCUCUGAGCCCAGGCUGAGACUGGGCAGAACUCACUUCAUCUGCGGGGGGAGGGGAGGGAGAUUCCGCCAAUUGACUCUUCUGGGCUCCCGUGGAGACACUUUCAAGAUGGCGUCAACACCAGGGUCAGGAACCAGCCAAUAUGGCCACCCCCAGUGGGCACCUUCCCUGCAGCGGGUUCCAAGAUGGCGUUGCCCUUUAAUUUCCUUUAGCAAGAUGGCGACGGCCAUAAAUGCCUUUCCACGGUGCCUGCUGGGAUCAUUUCCGGUCUCAACAUGGCGGCCCCUACAAGUUCCUUCACCAAUAUGGCGGCCCCUGUGAAACCCUUCCCCCAAAUGACUGCGCCUAUCACUACCCUUAAAAAAACGGCGGCCUCCUGGCUAAAUCAAGAUGGUUGCGCCCAUGAAAACAAACUGCUUAUCACAUUCCAUCAAAGUUGCUGGCGCCCUUAAAUGCCUUCCCAAAUAGAGCGUCAUCAUUCAGUUCCGUAACCAAGAUGGCGGCUCACGGCCUUUGUCUAUUCAAGAUGGCGGCCCCCAUGAAUUCCAAGCUCAAUGUGGCUGAUACACAACAUUUGACCGGAAGAUGGCGCCCUCCUGCGAGUUCGUGCCAAGAUGGUCCGCAGACCCCUCCUUUCCGUACAACGUGGCAGCUUCCGUAGCACGUGUAUCCGAUAUGGCGGCGCCUACCUUUCUUCAAAUCAACAUGGCGGCUCCCACUCCAAAAAUGGCGGAGCACGUCUGCAAUAUGGCAGAUGCUACGUUUCCCUUUCUGAACAUGGCGCCGCCUAUUGGGCGCUCCCAUUUCCAACAUGGCGGCGCCUAUACCCUCCCUGCCGUACAGAAUUUGUAAAUUGCUCCCGCAUGGUUCCAACGCUACUUCCUGUCCCAUUUCCCAACAUGGCAGCGCCCCUAGGCCUGAGGCUGGCGCCUCGCCUGGCCGCAGCCCCCCGGCACAUUCACUGCGGAGCCCCCCGCCCGGCCGUGGGGCAAUGGAGAGUCCAGCAGGGACUCGCCGCCAGCUCGGCCGGCUACGGGCCCCUCCGGGAUCUCCCUGACUGGUCCUUUGUAGACGGGCGUCCCGCCCCCCCGUGGAAGGGCCAGAUGCGCCGGCGACAGGAAGACGAGGCCUUUGCGGCGUCCCAGGGCCGGGUUUGUGUUACGAGGAGAGAGAUCCUGGAAGGACGCACUGAGAAUCCCCCAGCGUAUCCAGUUCUUCCCGAAGUUGGCUUUGUUUGUUUCUAACAGUGAAAGAGGAGGAAGACCUGCAAUGUCGUAAUUCAGUGCCCAGGAAAACGCUGAUGUAAGUCAAGGAAGAUCAUAACAUAAAACCACAACAUUGUGUAGAAAUCCGGCUGCGUGUGACACUUCCACGGGGUUUUCAUUGCCAGUUGGGACCGAAUAAUUCUGAAAUCUCUGGACAAUUGAACCAGCAAAUCCCUUGCGCUUUGUUUCCACCUUGGCCCUGGCUAGAUCACACCAAAACCAGAUGAAUUACUGGGUAAUUGGACGUACCAUUUAUUCAGAUUCAUUGUCCUCAAAUCGAGAAUAAAACUGGGCCUUUUCCUACCACGUUUGUAGUCCACAUCCCCCCAGGAAAUGUUGGCUUUGUUAUUAGGAAUUUGCAAUUAAUAAGAAAUGUCUCAAGGAAAAUGCAGCACAUGCUAAAGAGGAGCAGGAAGGCAGGAUGGGUCUCUCUCUCUCGAGCAGCGAGGUCGGGAUCUGAACCUCCCUGUUAAUUUAGCCAUUCAAACACGGCUUGUUUCUGAAAUGCGCCCAGUGCUGCGUUUCAUCAACCCACCCGCCUGGAAAGAGGAGCCAGAGGCCCCGCGCGAUAGGACGGACAUUGAUUCUUCAGAGCCACCACAAACGCUCAGAACUUCCCAGGACGUUUUUAACAGACCAGCAUGUUGGCUGCAGCGAGUGGGGGUUGAUUAGUUAAUUCCAGUUCCCUGCUGAAGAUAGUUAAAUGGACUGAAGUAGCAGCGGGAGCCAUGUUAGUCUGGAGCUGGAAAAGGCGACCCGGAGUCCUGGGGCACCUCAUAGACUAACAGACGAAUUGGAGCGGGAGCUCUCGUGGGUGAAUACGUCUGUUAGGCUAUAAGGUGCCCCAGGCUCUUGGUCCCUUUUUAAAAUGCCCUGGGGAUUUUAAUAACGGCCCUUAAUGAUUAAUUGCUCAUAGAGGCCUCUGCAAACUAGCUGCCGCUUUCAUUCAAUUUCCCUCGACGCUGGAGGUUUCAAAAUAGGGAAAAAUUGCUAAUCCACCAGCCCGGAAAGUGGAGACAACCCCAGUUCCUGGGAUUUCAGUCAAGUUGCCCUGGGUUCUUCCUGCCAUUUAAGUAACCGCCGCACUGGCCAGGAAUUACCGGCCCGGUUUAUACAAUCGCCCUGGACAGCGGUGGUGGGUAUUAAGAGCAAAAUGAUAAUGAAUCCGCAGAAACGGGGGUUUAUUACAAAAGAGAAAUGUCUGCAGACGUGUUCAUGGCACGUACAUUCCCCAAGCACUACCUGCUAAAACCCUCGGCCCCAUUGACUCCAUAGCAAAAUAAUAUUAAUUAAUUAACAAUAAUAAUACAUU
This is a messenger RNA of Mauremys mutica (yellowpond turtle), 3131 nucleotides long. It is a transcript of the gene MRPL52, whose product is annotated as mitochondrial ribosomal protein L52. The record is from RefSeq and is a predicted model, not a curated record. Gene Ontology annotation, molecular function: structural constituent of ribosome. Gene Ontology annotation, biological process: mitochondrial translation. Bases 1169 to 1798 code for a protein of 209 amino acids. Gene Ontology annotation, cellular component: mitochondrial large ribosomal subunit. The transcript has 5 exons. NCBI's taxonomy places the organism in Eukaryota, Metazoa, Chordata, Testudines, Geoemydidae.